AGUCUCUGUCCUUUCUUUCACACUUUCUCCUACAUUUUCCUCUUUCUUCUUAUUCCAGACCUUGCUCUGGCUUACCUUCAUCGGACCUCCAUCCCAAUCACUGGUCCUCCCUUUCUUGCUACCAUUUUAUGACCAUUUAGCUUUCUUCUCCUUGCUUCCCCCCCCGCUUUAUCCCCACCAGGCCGCACCGGGGACUUCUCCCCCUCUCUGUCACCAUGACUAUCUACAUUGCUUCAUUGUUCCUUCCUUAUACGGUAGACUUCCAUGUGAACGACCCGCAGAAUCAUGAAGCCAACACAACGACUAGCCCACCGCCGACCAACCCUGUGCAAAGCGUUGCUGCCACUCCGAGUGCGGCUGUGAGCUUGUUUGAGAGAAACAAUGCCAGCGUCAAGCCUGGAAUCACCCCUGGGCCUGCAUCGGAACAUGAACAAUUCUUUGCGGCAGACAUCGCCAAGGCUGAACUGGAGCAUUCCGGCUACCCGUUCCCCAGUACUGAUCGGGAAGCAAACCUCUUGACUGAAAGCGAAGCUCAUUCACCUGCAUGGGGCUCAACCCUUUCUUUAAACCAGCCUCGACCACGCGCAGCUUUCCCGGCAUCGCCUUCUAUUCUUAAGCACCAAGAACCCAUAGCGCCAGGGACGGAACCUGCCAAGGAGAAAAUACGUACAACCCCGCAGCCGCCGACGUCGUCUACUACCGAUCACCGUCGCUCUCAGAGCCGGAAGAGCUCGUUCUCCGACGCUGAAUGGACCAUUCAGACUGCGGAGCAGGGCAAUGGAGGACUGCGCAACGCUGUGCGAUCCGCCACGGAUGCCGGCCAGUUGGAGGACAAGGUCUGGGUAGGCACGCUGGGCAUGCCUACUGAUGCACUGCCCCAAUCAACGAAGGAUUCCAUUGCUCGGAAGCUCGAGGAAGAGUAUGGGUCCAUGACGGUUUAUGUCAGCGACGGCGACUUUGACGGUCACUACACACACUUCUGCAAAACAAUCCUCUGGCCGGUAUUCCAUUACCAAAUCCCCGAUAAUCCUAAGAGCAAGGCAUAUGAAGAUCACUCUUGGAUCUACUAUGUCAAAACGAACCAGGCCUUUGCUGAGAAAAUCGCCCAGAAGUGGAAGCGUGGCGACUCUAUAUGGAUUCAGGACUACCACCUGCUUCUUGUUCCGGCCAUGCUGCGGAAGCUGCUGCCUGACGCACAGAUUGGCUUCUUCCUGCAUAUUGCCUUCCCAUCUUCCGAGGUGUUCCGCUGUCUGGCCCCUCGCAAGGAGCUCCUAGAGGGCAUCCUCGGUGCGAACCUGAUCGGGUUCCAGACGGACGAAUACUGCCGUCAUUUUCUUCAGACAUGUAGUCGCAUCCUCUGCGUAGAGGCCACUAAUGAAGGGCUCCAACUCGAAGAUCGGUUCGUCAAUGUAGGCAAGUUUUCCAUUGGCAUUGACCCAACCUCCUGGGAUCAGCGGCGCAGGGCAGCCGAUGUGGAGAGGUGGAUUAAAACCAUCGCAGAGCGCUACGAGGGCAAGCGUCUCAUUGUUUCGCGUGACAAGAUCGACCAGGUUCGAGGCAUCCGACAAAAGCUGUUGAGCUAUGAGCUUUUCCUCAACACAUAUCCCGAAUGGCGUGAUCAGGUUGUUUUGAUUCAAGUAGCGACGAGCACGACCGAGCAGCCCGAGCUCGAGGCCACCAUUUCUGACAUCGCGAUGCGGAUUAACUCAACGCAUUCCACGCUGGCCCACCAGCCACUGGUCUUUUUGAAACAGGACCUGGCCUUCCCUCAGUAUCUGGCGCUGAUUUCUCUCGCUGACGCGUUGAUCAUCACAAGCUUACGUGAAGGUAUGAACUUGACUAGCCAUGAGUUCGUCUACUGCCAGGACGGUAAAUGGGGCAACAACAAGAAAUAUGGAUCGCUCAUUUUGAGUGAGUUCACUGGUAGCGCGUCUGUCUUUGGUAACCAUGCGCUCCUGGUCAAUCCUUGGGAUUACCGGCAAUGCGCAGAGGCGAUUCACACGGCGCUGUCGCGGAGUGAAACAGAGCGGAAGGAGGUUUGGAUGCAAAUGCACCAGGCAGUGCUGCAGAACUCGACAGCCAACUGGGUCAAGUCGUUCAGUGAGACCCUGAACCGUGUUUGGAACGAGCAAUCGUCACGUGAAAUAAUGGCCGUGCCACGCUUACAGACGAACAAACUGGAGGAGAUGUAUCAGAAGUCCAAUCGUCGAUUAAUCAUUGUGGAUUACGAAGGCACCCUUGCGUCUUGGGGGUCUCCGAAGAGCAUAAUCGUGACUACGCCCCAGCGAGCCAUCACUACGCUAGCAGAGCUGACUGACGAUCCCCGCAACGUGGUGUACGUUAUGAGUGCCCGUAUGCCGGAAGAGAUGGAGCGCCUGUUCCGCCUGGUCGCUGGUCUCGGCUUGAUUGCAGAGAAUGGUUGUUUCGUGCGGGAGCCAAACUCGGAAACCUGGCUCAAGCUGACGGACAAGACUCAGACAGAUGCGUGGAAGACAGCGGUGCUACAGAUUCUGGAUUACUACCAGGAGCGUACUGAGGGCAGCUGGAUUGAACAGCGACACUGCUCACUCGUCUUCCAUUACGGAUCCGCGGAAGACCAGGUAGCGGCUGCACGACUGGCGUCAGAGUGCGCUGGGCACAUCAAUGAUGCCUGCGCCAACCAGGGCGUCCAUGCCAUUCCCGUGGAAGGAGCCCUUGUGGUCGAGCCGAUGGGUACGAACAAAGCGUCGGCGACGGAACUGGUGUGGCGGUCGUGUCUCAAGCAGAGCCAGCAAGAUCAGAGCGUAGUCCGUCCGGAUUUCUUGUUGGCAAUUGGAGACAGUCGCGACGACGAGCCUGUUUUCCGAUGGGCCAAUAAGCUGGAGAGCGCACAAGCGAUUAACCACGUCGUGACGGUAACACUGGGCUCUCGGAGCACAGAAGCCAGGGCUACCCUAACCCAAGGUGUAACUGGUAAGGCUUCUAGCUCUGCAUGCUUUCGCGUGAUUGUGACAAUUGGCUAAUUCAUUCAACAGGAGUCUUGUCGUGCUUGGAACGAUUGGCUGAGCACAAGUCGUAAAUGACUCCAUGCAUAUCCCAACGCGUACCCGCACAUACGCAUACACAUACACAGACGCGAUGACGUAUACGUCCAUAAGCACACGAUGACACGAUUACAGGACAAACAAUUUCACAUCUGCAUAGGCAUGAGUACACGGAUACAUGCAAAGAGGUGGUCGGCCAACCGCGGGAUUCUUCUAAUCGCGGACGUACAGUACCAUCCCUGACCUUACAAUGGAAAGGACAAUUAUGUCAGUCUCGUAGCCAAGCCGAAUACAGGGACUAGAAAAGCAGUCGGGGAAUUCUAGAAUUGACUGGUGCUAACGACAGAGGAUCGGGUUGGAUUGUUCCUAGAGUUGGAAAUCCUGGCGUUCACUGUUAGACCGACCUUGUUUCUAGAGUAGGUCAAUGCAAACCAUAACUACUCAAUUAGUG
Aspergillus aculeatus ATCC 16872 is the source of this 3474-nucleotide messenger RNA. RefSeq names its product putative alpha,alpha-trehalose phosphate synthase subunit TPS3. Gene Ontology annotation, molecular function: catalytic activity. The transcript has 3 exons. NCBI's taxonomy places the organism in Eukaryota, Fungi, Ascomycota, Eurotiomycetes, Eurotiales, Aspergillaceae. Bases 216 to 3002 code for a protein of 928 amino acids. The record is from RefSeq and is a predicted model, not a curated record. Gene Ontology annotation, biological process: trehalose biosynthetic process. Gene Ontology annotation, cellular component: cytosol; alpha,alpha-trehalose-phosphate synthase complex (UDP-forming).